This is a messenger RNA of Apis mellifera (honey bee), 1453 nucleotides long. Its product is annotated as homocysteine S-methyltransferase YbgG. Gene Ontology annotation, biological process: S-methylmethionine cycle. Gene Ontology annotation, molecular function: S-adenosylmethionine-homocysteine S-methyltransferase activity; zinc ion binding. The transcript has a single exon. The record is from RefSeq and is a predicted model, not a curated record. Lineage: Eukaryota; Metazoa; Arthropoda; Insecta; Hymenoptera; Apidae. Bases 372 to 1334 code for a protein of 320 amino acids.
CUUCCUAGUAUAAAAGCUCUUCACGACGUAAGAACUGUUAGCAUAAUAACAUUUGAAAUUUUGUUCACGUUUUUAUAAUAUUUAUCUCACAGAUUCAUAAUGGACUUUGGAAUAGAUAUAUUUUGUGAAGUCAAUUAUAGAAAUUGUUGCCUCAGACGUUGUAAACACAUUUAAGCGGCCAAGACGUGCGCGAAAUUAUAAAUAAAAAUUUAGUUUUUCCAAUGUGAAAGACGCACCAUUAUUAAAAAAAAUUAUUUACAAUUUAAAAUGAUUAAAAAAUAAAAAUAAUUAUAUAUUUUUAUAUAUGUGUGUAUAGCGAUAUUUUUGAUAUUAAAAAUAUUUAAUAAUUGCGAUAAUUUUAAUAGAAAAUCAUGCAAGAAGUGAUGGUAUUAGAUGGUGGAUUUUCUACACAAUUAGCAACUCAUGUUGAUGAUACAAUAGAUGGUGAUCCAUUAUGGACAGCACGUUUCCUUGUUACAAAUCCUAAUGCAAUUAUUUCUACACAUUUGGAUUUUUUGAAAGCUGGAGCAGAUAUAAUUUUAACAAACACUUAUCAAGCAUCUAUUGAUGGCUUCUCAAAAUAUAUGAACAUUACAGAAGAAGAAAGUCUUGAUAUCUUUUCUAAAGCUGUAGAUUAUGCUAAAGAAGCUGUGAAUUUGUAUAAAAAAGACAUAGAAAAUAAAGGAAAUGUUAUAAAUGCAAAUCCAUUGAUUGCUGGAUCAAUUGGACCAUAUGGAGCUUGUUUACAUGAUGCUUCAGAAUAUAGUGGCAAAUAUUGUUCAAAUGUAACAGAAGAAUUUCUUAUAAAUUGGCAUAGACCACGUAUUCAAAAAUUAAUAGAUAAUGGUGUUCAUAUAUUAGCUAUAGAAACAAUUCCAUGUAAACAAGAAGCAGAAGCAUUGAUUAAAUUAUUAAAAGAAUUUCCAAAUAGUAAAGCUUGGUUAUCUUUUUCAUGUUGCAAUGAUGGAAAAAGUAUAGCAGAUGGAACUAAUUUUCAACAAAUUGCAAUGCAAUGUUAUAGAGAAGCUUUACCAAAACAAAUUUUAGCAAUUGGAGUCAAUUGUACUGCACCACAAAAUGUAACUAAAUUAUUGAAAGGAAUUAAUGAAAAUAAUAAACAAGAAUUUGUACCAUUAGUAGUAUAUCCCAAUAGUGGUGAAAAAUAUACAAUAGAAAAUGGUUGGACAAUAAAAGAUGAAGAAGAAUGUUCUUUACAUGAAUUUAUAUAUGAGUGGCUUACUUUAGGUGUUCGGUAUAUAGGUGGAUGCUGUAGAACAAAUGCCACUGAUAUAAAGAAAAUACGAUCAGAGGUAGAGAAAUGGAAAAGAAAUUAAAUGCUUAAAUUGUAAUAUUAUAUGUUGUAAAUGUGUAAUAUGUAAAUAAUCAUACAUAAUGCAAAAUAAAAAUAAAUCAAAAAUUCAAAUAUUAAAAUAUUUUUAAACUUGAUGCUAAU